Messenger RNA from Cucumis sativus (cucumber), 829 nucleotides. Its product is annotated as putative phosphatidylglycerol/phosphatidylinositol transfer protein DDB_G0282179. The coding region runs from base 142 to 636 and encodes 164 amino acids. The record is from RefSeq and is a predicted model, not a curated record. Lineage: Eukaryota; Viridiplantae; Streptophyta; Magnoliopsida; Cucurbitales; Cucurbitaceae. Gene Ontology annotation, molecular function: sterol binding. Gene Ontology annotation, biological process: intracellular sterol transport. The transcript is spliced from 4 exons.
AAAUCUCAUUAAUUUAUUGGUCUAUUUCUUCGGCAUGAUAAUGUAUUUUCUAUGAAUUGUCGCUGAGUUUUCUUCUUCUUUCUUCGGAUUCACUCAUUUUGUUUCAGAUCGGCCCUUCCAACUCCGAUCAUCGACGACAUCAUGGACGGAGGGCGGUCGUUCAAUCGUAUCAUCUUCCUUCUCUUCGCCGUUCUUCUUCUCUUGCCGGUCAUCUUUGCUGCCAAAUUUGAAUAUUGCGAUAGGAGAGGUGAUUAUCCUGUGAAGGUGGGUGAACUCGAAGUAUCUCCUGAUCCAGUAAAGAGUGGCCAGCCUGCCACGUUUACCGUUUCAGCCUCAACUGAGAAGAAUCUCUCCGGUGGGAAGUUCGUGGUCGAGGUCUCUUUAUUUGGGCUGCAUAUACAUUCAGAAAGUCAUGAUCUUUGUGAAGAGACUUCAUGUCCAAUUGCACCUGGAAAAUUCUCUUUAUCUCAUUCCCAAAGCCUACCUCCAUUUACCCCACCAGGUUCAUAUACCGUUAAAAUAAUAUUGAGAGAUAGCAAGAAUCAACAGUUGACAUGCAUCAACUUCAAGCUCAAAAUUGUUUUUGGUGAUGCGGAAUCAGCAAUUUCUGAAAAGUACUUGGUUGCUGAGAGUUGAAAAAUGACCAACAAUUCAAGUUUUAAGAUUUCAUGUAAGUUUCUCCUCUGUUUUUCAACUGCAUGGUGUGAAAUAUUUUAUACUUCUACCACAAGGGACUGUUCUACCUUUGUUGGUUCUUUAAUGUCUAUGAAUUAUGUAAAAAGCUUCUGAACAAAUGUGAAUUUCUCAAUAUUAAGCUGUUUUCGAUCGA